AGAUAGAGUGAGCGAAUGUUAGUGUGGAAUCACUCCGAUCAUGCUGCAGGGCAGGAGGUGCUUUCGGAGCCUUCCAACAGCCACAAGUGAUCCGUCUCUCUCAGAUCUUUGGGCAGGUUCUGGAUACAGUUGGAUUACUACUGAGGGGAUACUACUCAUGUGCUUUCAAGUUUGGAGACUUUGAGCAGGUUUUCAAAGCUUGAACUGAACCUGAUCUGCAGCUAUCAAAUUUUUCAACAGUUUGGCUUCAGCUGCACGGAUAUUCUUUUUGUCUACCUGUGAAGUGAUUCAAGUUGUGAAGUUCCCCUUUUAAAUGCAAAGAAUUUGUGGAAUAUGGGACAUUUUGUUGUUCAGGAUUUGCCAUGGAUUCUCUGUUCACUUCGACUUGUCAUUAUGAUAAUUGCUGGUAAAGUUUCCCCUACCAGUUCAGAUGCCCUCUUCAGUGUCCCGGUUACUAGUACCAUCUCCAGCCCACCAGAAGUUUACCUCCCUGCCAACUUUAAGCUCUCCAACACACAGUUGGCCUUCUUUCUCCAAGAGGCCCGAGUUCCACCAUAUGGCAGCCAACGUGGACACCCUCUUCAGCGUUCAGAAAGUUUUGUGGUCUUUCAGACCAAAGAACUGCCUGCAAUCAACAUCUCACUUGGACCUUUCACCCAAGACCAGACAUUGUCCAAGGACCUACUGCAACCGUCAAGUCCUUUGGACAUUCCUGGACGGGUGACAGUCAACUGGAAGGUCCGGGCCUUUAUUGUACAGUCUAGAGUUUUUGCUAGUAACCCAUUGGUUCAGGUGCUGUUCUAUAUCGCAGGACGGGACUGGGAUGACUUCAAGAUUCAGGACAAGCUUCCAUGUGUGAGGCUGCAUGCUUUUAGAGAUGUUCGGGAGAUCAAAACUUCCUGCAGGCUUCAAGGGAAUCUGGCGCAGUGCUUGGCCCAACUGGAUCUCCCUUCCACAUGGUUUAAUGUUAAUGUAGCACCACUGGGUCGCAGAAAGUUCUCGGGGACAGAUGGACUUGAGUUAAGUGGGGAGACCCUUCAAGUAGAGCUUUACUAUACUCUCCAUGAUCCAGACAGCAAUGAUGAAUGUGGGGAGAGCUACCCACGCCAAGGAGGGGCAUCCAGAGGGGAGAGCUCAUCCCAACAACCCCUUCUCCGUAUUGGGAGCAUCAGUUUGUACCAGCCCAGUCAGGAACAACUAGUGGUUGACAAACAGCUUGACAAGAACCUCUUUCUGAGGCUACCAGAGAGGCCAUUAAAGCCAGGAGAGACCCUCAACAUCUACCUGCUUCUGGUCCCAAAUGCUACUGUGGAGCAGUUUACACUCAGGGGGGGGGGCGGUUCUAGCAGGGCUUAUACUUAA
Sinocyclocheilus rhinocerous is the source of this 1362-nucleotide messenger RNA. RefSeq names its product transmembrane protein 132E-like. The transcript is spliced from 2 exons. The record is from RefSeq and is a predicted model, not a curated record. NCBI's taxonomy places the organism in Eukaryota, Metazoa, Chordata, Actinopteri, Cypriniformes, Cyprinidae. Bases 334 to 1362 code for a protein of 342 amino acids.